Limanda limanda (common dab) is the source of this 4033-nucleotide messenger RNA. RefSeq names its product CAP-GLY domain containing linker protein 2 (gene clip2). The transcript is spliced from 17 exons. Gene Ontology annotation, molecular function: microtubule plus-end binding. Lineage: Eukaryota; Metazoa; Chordata; Actinopteri; Pleuronectiformes; Pleuronectidae. Gene Ontology annotation, biological process: cytoplasmic microtubule organization. The record is from RefSeq and is a predicted model, not a curated record. The coding region runs from base 69 to 3119 and encodes 1016 amino acids. Gene Ontology annotation, cellular component: nucleus; cytoplasm; microtubule plus-end.
ACAGACCUUCAUCGCCCAGGGAGGAGCUCUCAGGUCCCCGGGCCUUCCCCCCCCCCCGCCGCCACAGAAUGAACAUGCUCAAGUCCAGCGGACUGAAGAUCCCUGGCCGCGGGCCCAAGCAUUCCAGCCCAGUGGGAAGGAGCUCAUCGGGGUCCGCCUCCAGCCCCGUCCCCCCUAAAGACAACGCUCCACUGAACCCGACCACGCAGACCAGGAUCUCCGAGGAGGGCGACGACGUGCUGGGCGACUACACGGUGGGCGAGCAGGUCUGGGUCAACGGGGUCAAACUGGGAGUGAUCGCCUACCUCGGGGAGACCCAGUUCGCCCCGGGCCAGUGGGCCGGCGUGAUCCUCAACGACCUAGUUGGCAAGAACGAUGGUUCAGUGGGUGGCGUGCGCUACUUCGAGUGCCAGGCGCUCCAGGGCAUCUUCACGAGACCCUCCAAGCUCACACGCCAGCCGGCCGGGGAGGGCAGCGACAGCCACUCCACCGACUCCCAGUCCGCCCAGAACCAGACCCAGCAGGGUGGAGGUGGAGCCCCUACUGGCCAGAGGGUGGUAGUGACACUCAGAGAAGGCCUGCUCAACAGCACGGUGAGGACGGGCAACGAGUCCGGGUCCAACAUGUCCGACAGCGGCUCGGUGAAGAAGGGAGGAGACAAGGACCUGCGGGUCGGAGACCGAGUUCUGGUGGGAGGAUCGAAGAUGGGGGUCAUCCGCUACAUGGGAGAGACGGACUUCGCCAAGGGGGAGUGGUGCGGGGUGGAGCUGGACGAGCCCCUGGGGAAGAACGAUGGGGCAGUAGCUGGUACAAGAUACUUUCAGUGUCUUCAGAAGUUCGGCCUCUUCGCUCCGAUCCACAAGGUGAUCCGCAUCGGCUUCCCCUCCACCAGCCCGGCCAAGGCCAAGAAGAGCAAGCGCAUGGCCAUGGGCGUUUCCUCUCUGGUCCACAGCCCCAGCAGCUCCUCCAUCAGCUCCGUCAGCUCGGUGGCUUCCUCCGUGGGCGGGCGGCCGAGCCGAGCCGGACUGUUGACGGAGACGUCGUCCCGCUACGCCCGGAAGAUCUCGGGCACCACGGCGCUGCAGGAGGCUCUGAAGGAGAAGCAGCAGCACAUCGAGCAGCUGCUGGCCGAGCGCGACCUGGAGCGAGGCGAGGUGGCCAAGGCCACGAGUCACAUCUGUGAGGUGGAGAAGGAGCUGAGCGUCCUCAAGACCCAACACGUGCAGUAUGUAACAGAGAAUGAGAGCACCCUCCAGCAGGUCAAAGCCUUACUGGCCAGCACACAGAAAGAUAAGCUGGAACUGACCAAUCAGCUUGAAGAAGAGAAAAGGAAAGUUGAGGACCUGCAGUUCAGAGUGGAGGAGGAGUGCAUCACCAAAGGAGACCUGGAGGGUCGAUGCUCUCACGCUGCAGCAGCCUUGAGGUUGGGUAAGAGAACCAAGCAAACCACGGUGGAGGAGCAGAGUCGCAUCGUGCAGCUGGAGGAGGAGCUCGCCCUCAGGAGAGCGGACAUCAAGACCCUCCAGGCCCAGCUGGGAGGGGGGUGCGACUCCAGCUCGCAGCCGCCCGGCGACGGGGACGCCACGGACGCCACCGAGCCCGAGACCGUCCUCCUCCGCCAGCAGCUGCUGUCGGCCGGACGCGAGCACCACAAGGAGAGCAGCGAGCUGAAGGAGAAGCACCAGACGGAGUUAGCAGCCAGCCAGCAGGAGGUGGAGUCCCUGAAGACCGGGGUGCAGAAACAGAUCCAGGAGAUCAGUGAGCUGAAGCAGAAAGUCCAACAGGCCAACAAGGAGAACGUGGACAUGAUGGACACCUGGAAGACUAAGUUUGACUCUCUGGUGAGCGACCACCACCGGUCUGUGGAGGACCUGAAGGCGUCGCUGAGCAGCAGCCACGACGCCCCUGAAGGUCACGAGCAGGACGCCCAGGAGCGGAGAGCCGUGCUGGAGAGCCUGAGGAUGGAGCACCAGCUGGAGACGGAGAACCUCAAGGCCAAGCACAAGAUCGAAGCUGCCAUCCUGACCAAGGAGCGGGAGGACCUCUGCUCUCGUCUGCAGGAGGCCAAGGAGCAGCUGGAGCAGGGCAGCCACACCUGGAGGGCGGAGGCGGAGCUCAAGAGCGGGAAGCAGGCGCUGGAGGAGGCGACCGGGAAGCUGGUGAAGGCGGAGCAGCGGCUGGCGGAGAUGGAGACGCUUCAGACGGAGCAGGGCCGGAGCACGGAGGAGCUGAGGGCCAGGCUGGAGCUGUCGGAGAAGAAGAUGACGGAUUACCAGGCUCUGCAGAAAGCUCAGGCCGAGAGCCAGGAGGAGAUCCAGAAGCUGGAGGAGACCCUGAGGGUGACGGAGAACCAGCUGCACGCCAUCCAGGCCGACCGCUACACCCCCCGGGACGCCAACGUGAUAGAAGACAACGACAUUUCAGAGGAGAAGAUGAAGCUGAAGCAGAAUAUCGAAGAAACGAUGGAGAAGUUGAUGAAAAGGGAAAAAGAAGUCACGACUCUCACUUCCCAGGUCGAAGGCCUCAAAUCGCAGAUGGGAGCGCUGGAGGGAAAAGUCCGGACGGGCGAGAAGAAACUCGACGCCCUGGCGAGGGAGAAGAUCCGCGUGGAGGCCGAGCUGGAGUCCGUCGCCAAGAAGUCCCAUGAUGCAUCUGGGCAGCUGGUCAGCAUCAGCCAGGACCUGCUGAAGAAGGAGAGGAGCCUGAACGAGCUGCGGGUUCUGCUCCUGGAGUCGCACCGCCACUCGAGGGACAUGGAGAAGGAUCUGAACCGGGACGUGCACAAGGCCGAGUGGAAGGUGAAGGAGCAGAAACUCCAGGACGACAUCGGGACGCUGCGAGAAAAACUCCUCCUGCUGAGCCGGGAACAUGCCUCACCGGACCACCGGCGCUACUCCAUGCUGGACCCCUCGGCUCUGGACUCGGAGGUGACCCGCCUGCGCCAGCGGCUGCUCGGCACCGAGGACGCCCUGAGGAACGCCAUGGACCACAACCAGCAGGUGGACCAGCUGGUGCAGGCCAUGCGCAGGCGUCCGGACAAAAGCCCGGCACAUGGAGCCAAUUCAGCCAAUGGGAUUCAUCAUCACGAGUCAGGCAGCACUCGAGAUGAUCAACACUGAUCCGAGCAGUAGAGACGAAGCUGAACUGAGACGUCGUCCAACAUUUCCUCUCCUGAUUCCUGCGAUGGAACUUUUCAGUUGACAGUUACAAACCAAAUCAGCAAAUCUCUAUCUCCAGUGAAUUUAUGUGUCGUUGCAGAAAGCUCCUAUUAGCCAAUCACGAAGGCCGCUUAAAGUUCUAUACAAUAUAACCAGGAAAACGGACGAGACGAGGACGUGAAGACAUAUCCUGCUAAUCGGCAACUUCUGAUGAUUUACAGUUAGAAAGUUUUAAAUCCACAAGUUGCCAGGAACAUUUGACAAUUCAGAAAAAAAACAAGACGGCUGACGGACAACGAUGUGAGGACUUUGUGUCUCGGUUGCUUUGUUUGUUUUAUUUAUUUUGCGUUUUGCUCCUCGGCUCUGUAGUAAUCAUCCGUACUGUGGGCAAGCCGCCUCCAUAUCUGAUGAGAAGACCGGAAGUGUCCAUUCUCCUGUUUAAGUGCUAAUAUGAAAGUGACCUGUAUUAUUGGAAGUAUUAAAAACUAAAACUUCACCCGAAUGUUUUUAAAUCUAAGAGACAAACACGGCAGUUUUGAAAAAAAUGGCUUUUAAGCAACUUUUGUUUCAUCCUUGGUUGUGAUGAGUUUGAAUCUUCGACUGUAAAUAAAGACGGACGACUCCCCCCAGCCGAAUUGACUUUUGUUUUGUUUUGUUUUGUCCAUGUCGUAUUUGUUAACGUGGAGAAGGUGGGGUGUAUGACCUGUACUGCAGCCAGCCAGCAGGGGGCGGUCGUGAGGAUCUGGCUUCACUUUGAGGGAGCUGUCAUGUCGUCCAUCUUUGUUUUCAGUCUCUGAUCCAGCUUUGAGAUCUUUGUACAUGAAGCCCGUACUUUUUGUCUUUUAAUCCGCCAGCCAAUAAAAAUCCUCACGCAC